Molecule: messenger RNA, 1275 nt
Organism: Emericellopsis cladophorae
Lineage: Eukaryota; Fungi; Ascomycota; Sordariomycetes; Hypocreales; Bionectriaceae
Exons: 3
Coding region: 1-1275 (424 amino acids)
Biological process (GO): nucleotide-sugar metabolic process
Molecular function (GO): dTDP-glucose 4,6-dehydratase activity
Source: RefSeq, a predicted model, not a curated record
AUGUCUCGUUUGCUCAGACGACUACGACCCUUUGGUGCGACCCCAGGAGCUACCGUCCAGGGCAGCCGCCGCACGGAAGGCUACCACACCAAGACCUCCACCACAACCACUGAUGAUGAUGUAUGGAAACAUGCGCCGACGCUCAAGGGCUCGACAUGCUUCGAGCCUCGUCCCGACGUCAAGAACAUCAUGAUCACGGGCGGCGCCGGCUUCAUCGCCUGCUGGGUCGUCCGCCACCUCACACUUACCUAUCCCUCCUACAACAUCAUCUCCUUCGACAAACUCGACUACUGCUCCACGCUGAACAACACCAACGUUCUGUCCUCUCAUCCCAACUUCUCCUUCUACCAGGGCGACAUCACGACGCCGUCAUCCGUGCUGGACUGCAUGGAGAGACACAACGUCGACACGGUCCUGCACUUUGCCGCACAGAGCCACGUCGACCUCUCGUUUGGCAACUCGUACGGGUUCACGCAAACCAACGUGUACGGCACGCACGUCCUGCUCGAGUCGGCCAAAAAGGUCGGCAUCAAGCGCUUCGUCCACAUCUCCACCGACGAGGUAUACGGCGAGGUCAAGGAGGACGAAGAUGACCUGCUCGAGUCGAGCAUCCUGCAGCCGACAAACCCGUACGCGGCAAGCAAAGCCGCCGCCGAGAUGCUGGUGCACAGCUACCAGAAGAGCUUCAAGCUCCCGGGGAUCAUUGUGCGGAGCAACAACGUCUACGGCCCGCAUCAAUAUCCGGAAAAAAUUAUACCAAAGUUCUCGUGCUUGCUGCGCAGGGCACAGCCGGUGGUCCUGCAUGGCGAUGGCUCGCCCACGCGGCGCUAUCUAUACGCGUCCGACGCGGCGGACGCCUUUGACACCAUAUUACACCGUGGCAUCCUGGGGCAGAUCUACAACGUCGGAUCCAGCGAUGAGAUCUCCAACCUGGACCUCUGCCACAAACUUGUGGAUCUAAUACGCCCACCAGCCUCGUCGUCCACUGGCGCGUCGAGACGGUGGAUCAAGUACACCCAUGACCGACCGUUCAACGACCGCCGCUAUGCCGUGGACGCCUCGAAGCUGCGGCGCCUCGGGUGGUCGCAGAAGGUGGGCCUCGAGGAAGGGCUGAGGCGGACGGUGGACUGGUACAGCAAGUUUGGGGAGAGCUGGUGGGGGAACAUUACGCACGUCCUGACGCCGUUUCCGGGGGUCAGUGAGCUGGGCGAGGUGGUGCCCGACUUUGAGCAUGACGGUAGGGACGAGCCAUGGGAGAACGGGAAAAGGGGGUGA